UCUGCUCCGCUCCCCCUUUCUCUCUCUCUCUCUUUCUCUCUCUCUUUCUCUCUCUCUUCUCUGUCCGUGUGUGUGCGUGUGUGUGAGAUCCCCACCCACCCUGUCCUCGCCACAAGCCUCCGUGUCUCCACACUGCGAAGACCAUCCUCCUCCAGCACCUGCCGGCGUGCGCAGCAGCUUCCUUCUCCUCUCGCCGCCUCCUUCCUUGCCGACAGCGUCGUUCUUUCUGGAGCUUCUCGCGCGUCUCCUGCCUCCCUGCCGCCCCGGGACUGGACUGGAGGAUCUUCAGGUGUUUUGCGUUCUAAAUCGCGAAGCAUUUCUAAAUCACGAUGCGGCCGCCGCCGCUGCUCCGUUUGCCCUAAAAGAGGCGGGAUGAAGAAGGGGGCGCGCCCGGCGCGUCUGGAUCGCAUCCCACUCGACGGACCACCGAGAUCCUCCCAGACACUCAGGCGAUGCUCUUCUCGCGCGGUGACACAUCUCUGAGACCCUUCGGACGGAUCCCUGUGUUUGGUACCACUCCCGCCACCACCACCACCACCCCUCUCCCCGCGCGCCCCCCACACACACUGGCUGGUGUCGCCAUGGUGAUCCGCCGCGAUCCCCCCGUCUCCGUCUCUGUCUCCGUGGCGCGCGCACCCUAGACGGGCGGUGCGCACUUUCCGAGGAGCACCCCCCCCACACCCCUCCACCCCUCGCACCCCCCACGUCUGUGCGAGAAGGAUCGGGAGAUGUUCUCCAUCCAGCCGGACUAAGGAGCACCUCCCCGCCGGCCUGCGCGCGACAGGAGCUCGUCCUCAGGUGAGCCCUCGCUGACGGAGCCGCGAUCUCGCGCCCGGAUCAUGGCAUGCGGCUCAUGCUGGAUCAGUAGCGAAAAUGGGCAUCAGGUCCAGGAAUGUUGGUAGCGCCUCGGAGGAGCAGCGGGACAGGAAGGCGGCCCUGCCCGGGGACCUGGACCAGGGAGCCGGGCCGGACAAGGACGGGGCGCUGCUGCUCGUCGCUCCGGGCAGAGACGACUUCAAGCGCGGAUCGCAAGGCAUCGGACUGCUGGCCAAGACCCCCCUGGGCUACAGCCGCCCCGUGAAGAGGAACAACAUCCGCGCGAGGCGCGUGCAGAACCUCAUCUACGAUGCGCUGGAGAGACCGAGAGGAUGGGCGCUGCUCUACCACGCCUUUGUGUUUUUGAUUGUGCUCGGGUGCCUGAUACUGUCCAUCUUAGCCACGUUCAGGGAGCACGAGACCGUGUCGGCCUACUGGCUGGUCAGACUGGAAACCAUCACCAUCUUCAUCUUCGGGGGGGAGUACGCCCUGCGGAUAUGGGCGGCCGGGUGCUGCUGUCGCUACAAAGGAUGGAGGGGCCGCCUCAAAUUUGCCCGGAAGCCGCUCUGUGUUUUAGACAUCUUCGUGCUGAUCGCUUCCGUGCCGGUGGUGGUGGUGCGAAACAACACCAACGUGUUGGCCACCUCCCUGCGGAGUCUGCGCUUCCUGCAGAUACUGCGCAUGUUGCGCAUGGACCGCAGGGGAGGCACCUGGAAGCUUCUGGGCUCCGCCAUAUACGCGCACAGCAAGGAGCUCAUCACAGCUUGGUACAUUGGCUUCCUGUCCCUCAUCCUGGCCUCCUUCCUGGUCUACCUGGUGGAGAAGGACGAUGUCACCACGGAGCGGCCUGAAGGCGAGAGCCCAACUGGUCAAAACAAGUUGCAGGAUUUUGACACCUACGCCGAUGCGCUCUGGUGGGGCUUGAUCACCCUGACGACCAUCGGUUACGGGGACAAGACCCCCAAGACGUGGGCUGGCAGGCUGUUGGCCGGUACCUUCGCCCUCAUUGGCGUGUCCUUCUUUGCACUGCCUGCGGGUAUCCUGGGAUCCGGGUUGGCGCUCAAGGUCCAGGAGCAGCACCGACAGAAGCACUUCGAAAAGCGGAGGCACCCGGCCGCGGGACUCAUCCAGUCUGCGUGGCGCUACUACUCCACCAACUGUGCCCGCGAGGAUCUCAUCGCCACCUGGAGGUUCUAUGAAACGGUCAUCUCGCUGCCAUGUUUCAGAAAGGAGCAUUUCGAAGCAAUGGCAAGCCAAAAGCUGAGCCUGCUGGAGCGGGUGCGACUGUCCAACCCCAGGGCCGCCGCCGUGGUUAAGGGGAAGCUACUGGCACCCGUCAACCCCGACACCAUCGAGGAAGGGCCCUCCAAGGAGCCCAAACCGGCCGGCUUCAGCAACCGGGAGAGGUUCCGCACCGCCUUCCGCAUGAAGGCCUACGCCCUGCGGCAGAGCUCUGAAGAUGCUGGAGCGCCGGCGGAGCCCUCGUGUGAAGACAGGGGCUUUCCUCCUGACAUCCUCCUCGAAGAGAUGAUCCCCACGCUGAAGCUGGUCAUCAGAGCCGUCACGAUUAUGAAAUUCCUCCUGAGCAAAAAGCGUUUCAAGGAGACUCUAAGGCCUUAUGACGUCAAGGAUGUGAUCGAGCAGUACUCUGCGGGGCAUUUGGACAUGCUCAGUAGAAUCAAAUACCUCCAAACACGGAUAGACAUGAUUCUAGCCCCUGGCCCCCCGUUGACUCCUAAACACAAGAAGCCCCAGAAGACCCCUUUUCCGUACCCCACCCAGCAGUCGCCCAGACAUGAGUCCUACCUAGCCAAAGCGUCCAUGCCUGAGGCUGAAGACCAAAGCAUGAUGGGAAGAUUCGUCCGAGUUGAGAGACAGGUGGAGGACAUGGAGAAGAAGCUGGACUUCCUGGUGGACAUGCACAUGCAGCAUAUGGAGCACCUGCAGGUGGACUCCGGCGGCUCUGCUCAGCUCACCCUAGGCGACCCGCACGGUGGAGGGCCCUGCCCUGGUGACAAGGAGGACCACAGAUAUAUGGAGAUCCGCCGGGUCUUCUUCAACUAUGCGGAGGCCUGCCCCCACAUGUCCUACCAGGUGCCCAUCAGCAAGGUUACCCCCUACUACAACUUCCAGCAGGAACGGAGCGGGACGCUGCCGCCACCCGUGCCCACCUACACAGAGCGACCCACUGUACUGCCCAUCAGCUCGCUCCUGGACACUGACCGCAGGGGCUUCGGGGUAGAGGCCCGGAGUCCCUGCCUGGACGGCCCCUCCCCGGGCCAGGGUCGGACCUUGGGGCGGGACACGGACACACCUCUCUCCCUGCUGUCCGUCAACCACGAGGAGCUGGAGCGCUCGCCCAGCGGGUUCAGCAUCUCCCAGGAACGGGAGGAUUUGACUUUCGGCACGGCGGGAGGAGGCGGAGGGGCCGGGGCAGGGGGCGGGGCCGGGGGUGGCGCCGGUUGGAUGAAAGAGAAGCGCUACUUGGCCGAGGGCGAGACAGACACAGACACGGACCCCUUUACCCCCAGUGGGCCCCUCCCCCUCUCCUCAACGGGAGAGGGCUUCCCCGAAUCGGUAUGGAACACGCCUCCCUAGUCCCAGCCGAGGCAACAAAAAACAAAUAAAUUAAUCAAUACAUCAAUUAAUAAAAAUGGGCUGGAACUGGCCUCUGAUGACGUGAUAAAAGUAGAAGAAAACGAAACAGCCACCGUGUGUAAAGUAUACAGACUUUGUACAGAGCACUCAUUGCGAAACACUGCAAGGAAAAAAUAAAAUCACCCAAAGCUUUAUCGCUGCAAAGCAAAGAGCACUGCAUGGGAUGCAUGCAAAUUUUAGUGGUAGACACUGCGAAGUUCAGGUAACGGGAAAAAAAAAAAAGAAAAAAAAAAGAGAAACAAAUUCUAUCGAACACAUUUAAAUGCUAUGCCAUUUUUGUAGACCUUAUUUUUUGAAAAGAUACGACAUUUUACGAGUUUUUUGUGCAUGGUUUGCAUGAGGCCGCACCAUUUCGGAAAGGUUGGGCCGAACCUCUCCGGACACAUUUCUCCAGCUUUAUUCUGCAGUACAUUCAUUGUUUGUGUGGCUUCGUGUGUUCGGGCAAGGAAAAAAGGAAAGCCGAACCGGGACGCUUUGUUUUCCGUCUUAUAGCUUCUGUUGUCGUACACACGGCUCACCUCUGGACGUGUGGGGCACUUCCAAGCCGUUAGCAUUUCAUUUUAUCAUUUUUUUUUUUAUUCCCGUACGACAUACGUGCCGCUUUGAAGGGAAGCGCUGCAGCAUCGCCUCGAAAAAAAAAAGAUCAUAAUAUUAAGGAAGUUGUGGAAGUUGUUUACAUCGAAUUUAGGUGCACAUCAAGGAGAAGCACGAGUAAUUGCAACUUUAUAAAGCUCUUAAAAUUAAUCCCAAUAACAAAAUAUCGUUAU
Scleropages formosus (Asian bonytongue) is the source of this 4241-nucleotide messenger RNA. It is a transcript of the gene kcnq3, whose product is annotated as potassium voltage-gated channel, KQT-like subfamily, member 3. The transcript has 15 exons. Bases 874 to 3414 code for a protein of 846 amino acids. Gene Ontology annotation, biological process: potassium ion transmembrane transport. Lineage: Eukaryota; Metazoa; Chordata; Actinopteri; Osteoglossiformes; Osteoglossidae. Gene Ontology annotation, cellular component: voltage-gated potassium channel complex; membrane. Gene Ontology annotation, molecular function: voltage-gated potassium channel activity. The record is from RefSeq and is a predicted model, not a curated record.